AUGAUUAUGGGAGAGCCAUGCUUCGGCACGAAUGCGUCGUCCGACCGGAGUGAUGGAUACCAUGGCCCCGCAGGAAACAGGCGUGAAACAACCUCAGCGUUGUUUCGCCGUUUGCAUGCGGGCACAGUAAUAAAUGCAGUAGCGCGACGGGGUGGGGCGCGGGGCGGGGCAGAGCGUGCCGGCGGCGGGGGCAAGCAGUCGCAUCGUGACCGCGCGCCGCACCGCGUGUGCGCUCGUUUCGUGCCCGACAAAUUCGCCGCGAAUACGGCCGAAAACGAGGGCCAAGCCAUGGCGUCCGUGGGCACGUGGAGGCGCCGCACGCCCGACGACCGCGAGGAGCGCUCCGAGCUUGGCGCCUCCAGCUCGGCGGUGCCGCGUGCGCCGCCGAACUGCGCGCGCUGUCGGAACCACCGUCUCAAGAUAGAGCUGAAGGGCCACAAGCGGUACUGCAAGUACCGCAGCUGUACUUGCGAGAAGUGUUUACUGACGGCAGACCGGCAGCGAGUGAUGGCUGAACAGACUGCUGUUCGGCGAGCCCUGGCGCUGGACGAGGCGCGUGUUCGUGCUGGGUUGCCGGCGAACGGCGACGAGUUGGAGCAGCCGGAGCCGCCGGUGGUGAAGGCUCCACGCAGCCCAGUGGUGCCGCCGCCGCGCUCACUGGGCUCAGCCAGCUGUGACUCGGUGCCGGGCUCGCCAGGAGUGUCUCCGUACGCGCCACUGCCGCCCUCCAUACCGCUGCCGCAAGCGAUGCCUCCUCUGCUGCCGCCACAACAACCGGGUUAG
Spodoptera exigua (beet armyworm) is the source of this 783-nucleotide messenger RNA. NCBI's taxonomy places the organism in Eukaryota, Metazoa, Arthropoda, Insecta, Lepidoptera, Noctuidae. The record is from the annotation of a GenBank genome assembly.